Molecule: messenger RNA, 1587 nt
Organism: Fibroporia radiculosa
Lineage: Eukaryota; Fungi; Basidiomycota; Agaricomycetes; Polyporales; Fibroporiaceae
Exons: 16
Coding region: 1-1587 (528 amino acids)
Cellular component (GO): cytoplasm
Molecular function (GO): ATP binding; kinase activity
Source: RefSeq, a predicted model, not a curated record
AUGGCUGACGAUAAAGUGAGUCCCGAGCCACAGCCUGCUAGGCCCACAUUAUCCCGGUCAGCGACGACGUUGACUGCCCGCGACGAGCUGCUGCAAGCCAAGAAGAACACCCUCCUCAAGUCGCACGGAAGGCCGCCAUGGUAUGGCGAAGACGGCUCCCCAAUCUCGGACGCAUUUGUCGUUGGCAUUGCUGGAGGAUCCGCCAGCGGCAAGACACAUGUAGCCCGUCGCAUCGUACAAGCACUGGGAUCUAUUCCGACUGUCAUUAUUUUAUCCCAAGAUAGCUUUUACAAGCGACAUACACCUGAGGAAAUCGAGCUAGCUAAUGCCAGUCGCUUCGAUUUUGAUCAUCCAGAUGCCAUCGACAUGCCACUCUUCGCAUCCUGUCUAUCCGAUUUAAGGGCUUGCCGGCAGACGAACAUACCCAUAUACUCCUUCACGGAACACCAACGUUUACGUGAAACCAAAUAUCUGUAUGGUGCCGCAAUCAUCAUAGCGGAAGGUAUCAUGGCUCUACAUGAUCCGGCACUAAGAGCGCUAUAUGACCUCAAGAUCUUUGUGCAAUGCGACUCAGAUCUGAUGCUUGCUCGACGGAUUCGUCGCGAUGUAAAGGAGCGAGGAAGAAGUGUAGAUGGUGUGCUCGAACAGUAUCUGCGAUAUGUGAAGCCAUCAUAUGACAACUUCGUCCAGCCGACGUCCCGCUAUGCCAACAUUAUUGUUCCAGGAUACGACAAUGCAGUUGCUACUGACAUCAUCGCUACCCACAUUCGCAGACAGCUAGACGGUCGUGCUACUCAACUCCGUCAACGUCUCGCUGGAGCUGGGCCCCGCGACUUGAUUCCGCAAGAUUGCACGCCAGACCCUGCUAAAGAAUACCUCAAUCUUACCAUACUAUCGCAUACGCCCCAGCUGCAGGGGAUAUUAACCAUCUUAAGAGAUCGCACUACUAACCGAGGAGACUUCAUAUUCUUUGUUGACCGGCUAGCCACCUUACUGGCUGAGAAAGCCAUGGAACACCUACCGUUCCGUCCCAAGACUGUAAUGACUCCCCUUGAGGUAGAAUCGCACGGAAACGAAUUAGAUACGGACUAUAUCUGUGGUGUGUCCAUUUUACGUUCAGGAGGCCCUUUGGAGCGCGGUCUGCGGAGAGUCGUCAGUGCCAUUCCGAUUGGGUCCAUGUUGAUCCAGUCGGAAGCUGCCACUGGCGAGCCUCUACUCUUUCACCUACAACUUCCCAUUUACAUCCGGCAUCGACAUCUCGCAGAGAAGAGCUGGGUAUUCGUGCUGGACGCACAAAUCGGAACAGGUGCUGCGGCGUUCAUGGCUAUCCGUGUUCUCCUCGAUCAUGGCGUUCCCCAAGAUCACAUCAUAUUCGUCGUGUUCCUGGUCGCGCGAUGCGGUGGAAUCUCCAUGUUGCAACGUGCAUUCCCCCAGGUGAAGUUCGUGUGCGGAGCCGUGGAUGACGGAUUACAAGAAAUGUGGUUGGAAGGCGUCGAGGAGGGCGACGGUCAGAUGGAGGCGGAAGGUCGCAAGGCCUGGGUGGUUGAACCCGGAAUGGGUCACAUAGGCGAUCGCUACUAUCUUUAG